AUGUCCUCAGCCAACCAGGAUGAGCAAAGGGUAGAGAGGAGCCAAACUCAAGUAAAUGGCCCUGUAACCUUACCUACAGAGUCGCAAUGUUCUCCGACGCCUAGAAGAGAUCCUGGCGCAUGGCUAUUACGUCUCAAACGAUGCAAGAAGACGUUGAUCAAAUUCUUAUCCUUCAUCGGUCCAGGUUUCAUGAUCGCUGUCGCUUAUAUCGAUCCUGGAAAUUACUCAACAGACAUUGCUGCUGGUGCCUCUUACCGCUUCAAGUUACUCUUCAUUGUCCUCUUAUCCAACCUCUUUGCCAUAUUUCUCCAAAGUCUCGCUAUCAAGCUUGGUACCGUCAGUGGAUUUAACCUAGCUGAAGCUUGUCGAGCGUUUCUGCCGAGAUGGCUUAACAUCAUACUCUACAUAUUUGCAGAAAUCGCCAUUAUUGCGACGGAUAUCGCAGAGGUGAUCGGCUUUGCAAUCGCACUCAACCUUCUCUUCCCCAAAGUCCCUCUCGUCGCAGGAUGCGCCAUCUCCAUCGCAGAUGUAAUGGUCAUUCUACUCUUCUACAACCCUGAUAAAUCCAUGAGAGGUCUGAGAAUAUUCGAGUACUUUAUUCUGUGCCUGGUUAUGGGAGUUGUCAUAUGCUUCUGUAUUCAGUUGUCCUUGAUACAGAACACUUCGGUUGGAGAGGUGUUCAAGGGCUAUUUGCCAUCUAAGAGCAUCGUUGAGCAGCAAGGGUUGUACCAGGCAUGCGGUAUCCUGGGUGCGACGGUCAUGCCACAUAGUCUCUAUCUAGGCUCCGGUAUCGUCCAGCCUCGUCUACGAGAGUAUGAUGUUAAACGAGGGCUUGUGCCUCCCAGCCCGUCCCCAAGCAGUACAUCUGGAAAUCAAGUAUCCGAAAAGACCUACUACAUCCCGUCACUUGAAGCUAUCCAGUCCUCACUCAAGACCUCCAUCGCCGAACUUGCUAUCGCGCUGUUUACCUUUGCCCUCUUCGUCAACUCAGCCAUCUUGAUCGUUGCAGGUGCGUCGUUAUACAAGAACCCAGAUGCCGUUGAUGCCGAUAUCUUCAGCAUUCACGAUUUACUCUCAUCAUCAAUCUCUCCCGCAGCAGGAAUAUUGUUUGCACUGGCGUUGCUGUUAUCUGGUAUCACAGCGGGUAUUGUCUGUACUAUCGCCGGUCAGAUGGUCAGUGAAGGCGCUCUUAAUGUCAAGAUGCGUCCCUGGCUACGACGGUUGAUGACAAGAAGCAUUAGCAUCACGCCAAGUAUCAUUAUCGCUGGCGCAGUGGGUCGGUCUGGGCUGAACGCUGCUCUCAAUGGUUCGCAGGUGGCAUUGAGUAUCGUUCUUCCCUUUGUUACAGCGCCUCUUAUUUACUUCACGAGCAGGAAUAAGUUCAUGACUGUUAGAUCCGGUCCUGCGCGACUGCAUGUUGAAGGACAACCAACGUUGAUGACGGGACAGAGGAAUGACCUAGAUGACGUGAAAAUGCGAAAUGCAUGGUAUACCACGGCUAUUGCAGUUGUAAUAUGGCUGAUCAUUGCUAUUAUGAACGUAGCUAAUCUGGUGCUGCUUGGUAAGGGCCAGUAA
Messenger RNA from Fusarium redolens, 1575 nucleotides. Its product is annotated as natural resistance-associated macrophage protein-domain-containing protein. The transcript has 4 exons. The coding region runs from base 1 to 1575 and encodes 524 amino acids. Lineage: Eukaryota; Fungi; Ascomycota; Sordariomycetes; Hypocreales; Nectriaceae. Gene Ontology annotation, molecular function: cadmium ion transmembrane transporter activity; manganese ion transmembrane transporter activity. The record is from RefSeq and is a predicted model, not a curated record. Gene Ontology annotation, biological process: iron ion transport; intracellular manganese ion homeostasis. Gene Ontology annotation, cellular component: membrane.